Messenger RNA from Thalassophryne amazonica, 1988 nucleotides. It is a transcript of the gene paqr4a, whose product is annotated as progestin and adipoQ receptor family member IVa. The transcript has 3 exons. Lineage: Eukaryota; Metazoa; Chordata; Actinopteri; Batrachoidiformes; Batrachoididae. Gene Ontology annotation, molecular function: signaling receptor activity. Gene Ontology annotation, cellular component: membrane. Bases 1034 to 1960 code for a protein of 308 amino acids. The record is from RefSeq and is a predicted model, not a curated record.
GAUCAAUUGAAGAAUUACACAGAGGUCAAAAUUAAAAGAUGCUCCAAUCAUAUUGAAAAAUAUUCCACAUUAUUUGCCUGAUCAUAAAGAUUCCAAACAGACAAUUCAUGACCUCUAAUUCCACUAUAACUUCUGAAACAAAAUAUUGUAAUGAAUUGAAUCAUACAUUAUUAAGUAGAUUUUUUCGUCUUAUUUUUAAACAACCACCGGAUGUGUUUCACAACUAUUGCAACUUCAUUCCACUAUACUUUUUUCUGAAACAAAAUGUUAUAAAUAUAAUAUUUCAAAAUCAUACAUGAAUUUUUUUUUUUGGAUUAUUUUGGAACAACCACCGGAUAUGUGUUUGACGGCUACUGUAACUUGACGCUGGUGUGGAGGCGACGCAGGAGCGCUCAGGCCGCCGGGGAACACUCGAUUUCAAGUAAAACGGCAAAGCCGUAAUAGUCUCGACGGUUAAUUGUACGGGAAAAUGUUGCGGAUGACCAGUACGAGCUUCGGGGACCGGAGUCUGCGGACUCAGACCGCUUCAUCCCCGGCUCGCUGUUAGCCCGCUUCGACGUCUCAGCCGCACCAUCAUCACGGACCCACGGACGUCUUCUUCUUUCGACAGGUAUCCUGCCUGUGGGACCAGAGACUGGGUCUGACCCGGGAGAGGAUGUCGGCCGCCUGCUGUGGGGAAACAUUCCACGACCUCCGAGUCCGGUUCUGACCGGUAGAAUCGAGCUAGCAUCACCCGCACGCGCGCAGCAUCCCGACGCCUUCGCGUCCGCUGGAAUGUUAACGACGACGAGGAGGAAGUGACUUCGAACAUGCCGGGGGACGUUCCCACUCACGGACGCUUAUGGCUCGCCGGUGCCGCCUGGACCUCUCCCACCGGUCGCCUGUGAUGAGCUCGCGCCAUGUCCGUGUCCGGCCGCGUCUGUCUGCAGCCCCGCGGAUGACACGCGCGCGGGCAGCGGGGAGCCCCGACGACGGACGACGCCAGGGCCGGAGCCCGGUGCUAACCGGCUAACGGCGCCGCAACCGGAGUCCAAUGGUGUCCCACAAGGUUUUAGUUGCAGUAAUCCUUUUAAACGUGUACGUCGGCGUGCAGUCCGGUUCGUACUUGUGCGGCGGCGUGCUGCUCACGGCCCUGGUGACCAUGGCGUUUUUAAACGGACCCAGACUCCUGGACUGGGCCAGUUCACCUCCUCAUCUUCAGUUUAACAGAUACGUCCUGACCGGAUACCGGCCCAUCUCCUCCGUGCAGGACUGCAUCCGGAGCCUGUUCUACCUGCACAACGAGCUGGGGAACAUCUACACCCACGGCAUCCCUUUGGUUUGCUUCGUGGUGCUGCUGCCUCUCAACAUCCCCUGGUCUCAGAUCAGUGUCACGUGGCUGGGCGUGGUGCACUUCCUGGCCUGCCUGUCCCCCCAGCUGGGCUCUGUGGUCUACCACCUCUUCAUGAACCACGAGGGAGGGGAGCCCGUCUACCACACCCUCCUCAAGCUGGACGUGUGCGGAAUCUGCAUGAUCAACACACUGGGAGCGCUGCCUAUCGUCUACAGCACGCUGCUGUGCUACCCGUUCACCCGAACCGUGGCCCUGCUAGUCUACAUACUGCUUUCUAGCUACGCCAUCUACUGUGCCGUCACCGCUCGGAGCAGCGUGCGCCGGCUGCGCUCCUUUGCCUGGCAAGCGCUGUUCCGCUUCUCCUUCUUCCUGCUCCGAUGGGUGGGCGUGGGUGGCGGCAGCCCCACGUCGCUUCGACACUUCAUCACCAUGGACGCGCUGGCCGUGCUGGGCGGGGUCAUCAACAUCACACGCAUCCCAGAGCGCUUUCGACCGGGCCUCUUUGACUACUGGUGCAACAGUCACCAGAUUAUGCACGUGCUGGUGGUGGGCUCCAUCCUGUACCUGCACUGGGGCGUGCUGGACGAUUUGCUGUGGAUUAACAGUUACAACUGUCCGUCAGACUGACCACGCCCACCGAGACAGGCGGCACCGA